Messenger RNA from Paramisgurnus dabryanus, 9346 nucleotides. RefSeq names its product A disintegrin and metalloproteinase with thrombospondin motifs 20. Gene Ontology annotation, molecular function: metalloendopeptidase activity; zinc ion binding. The record is from RefSeq and is a predicted model, not a curated record. Lineage: Eukaryota; Metazoa; Chordata; Actinopteri; Cypriniformes; Cobitidae. Gene Ontology annotation, biological process: extracellular matrix organization; proteolysis. Gene Ontology annotation, cellular component: extracellular matrix.
UGCAGCGCGCGCACACACGGGCGAGUUGAGAGAGAGCCGGGCGCGCGGUAUGAGUGAAUCCGCGCGGAUGUGCGUGUGUUAACGGCAUGACGGCGGAUCGUGCGAGCUGCUGUUGAAGGAGAAGAGCCGGUAAGGAGAGAGAGAGAGAGAGAAAGAGAGAGAGAGAGAGAGAACGCGAGAAAGCGGCGGGGGAAUCAUGCGGUGUCCUGCGCUCCGGCUGCUGGGUCUCGUGUGCCAUCUCUCCGCGCUUUUACGCACCGCGCACACUCACAAACUACACCCGAAACAAGAGAGCUUCAUCCGACAGCUGUCAUCAUACGAGAUCAUUACUCCAGUGCGAUUGAAUGAGUUCGGAGAGUCCAUCCCGCACCGGCUGCAUUACCGCAGAAGAAAACGCAGCGCCGACACAGAGGUCUCGGAUUUGAAGGCUCAUUACCGAAUCGAGGCGUUCGGUCAGAGGUUUCAUCUGAACCUGACUGCUGAUUCUGGAUUUAUCGCUCCGACCUACACGGUGGUUCAUCUGGGAGAGGAAGAGCAUCAGGCCGCAGACCUUCGGCACUGUUUCUAUAAAGGACACGUAAACGCUCUGCAGGAACAUCAGGCCGUCUUCAGCCUCUGCACUGGACUCAUCGGUACGUUUACGACACAGAGCGGUCAGUUUUUUCUGGAGCCCCUGCUGAGCGCUGAUGGAGAAUACGAAGAGGAACAUAACAAACCUCAUCUUGUCUACAAACACGACGCGCACAGAAAAUCACCUGACACGCAGCCGUGCACAGCCUCAGAACAUCAUACCAGCAGACACAUCAAUCUCCAUAGCAACAGAACUUUGAAAGAGGAAGUGACAUCAAUAGAGGAAACGAUGCACAAACGCGUGAUUCACACCAAAGAUGAUUCCAGCGAUCCCCAUUCCCGUAAGAAGAGGUUCCUGUCGUACCCGCGCUUCGUAGAGCUGAUGGUGACGGCCGACACCAAGAUGGUGCGACAUCACGGACGAAACCUUGAACACUACAUACUAACAAUCAUGUCAGUAGUUGCUGCGAUCUACAGAGACCCCAGUGUAGGAAAUCUCAUAAACAUCAUGAUUGUCAAACUCAUUGUUGUACAUAAUGAACAGGAAGGGCCGAACAUAAAUUUCUCUGCAACCUCGACGCUGCAUAACUUCUGCGUCUGGCAACAAAGUCACAAUGUUUUGGACGACAGUCACCCGAAUCAUCAUGACACGGCCCUUCUCAUAACCAGGGAGGAUAUCUGCCGAGCAAAAGACAAGUGUGAAACGCUAGGUUUGGCGGAGUUGGGGACGAUGUGCGAUCCGUACCGCAGUUGCUCCAUCAGCGAGGAGAACGGACUGAGCACUUCCUUCACUAUCGCCCAUGAGCUCGGACACGUGUUUAACAUGCCUCACGAUGACAGCCCGAAGUGCCGAGAGGCCGGCGUCAAGUACCAGUAUCACGUCAUGGCUCCGACCCUGAACUACGACACCAGUCCCUGGUCCUGGUCCAAAUGUAGCCGAAAACACAUCACAGAUUUUCUUGACACCGGUUAUGGUGAAUGUCUACUGGACGAGCCUCCGGGCAGAACCUAUAACCUUCCUGCCCAGCUCCCAGGUCAACUAUACAACGCCAACCGACAGUGUGAACUCAUGUUUGGUCCCGGCACUCAAGCCUGCCCGUAUUUGAAUCACUGUAAACGUCUGUGGUGCACCAGCGCUGACCGCGAAGGUUGUCGCACUCAACACAUGCCUUUCGCUGAUGGGACUAACUGCGGUUAUGGGAUGCAUUGCAGGCAUGGGAUGUGUGUGAAUAAGGAAAUAGAUCUGAAGCCGGUACACGGUGAAUGGGGUCCCUGGGGGCCUUACAGUGUUUGUUCGAGAACCUGCGGUGGAGGGACACGCAGCACAACACGAGACUGCAAUAAACCUGAGCCGAGGAACGGAGGGCGUUUUUGUGUGGGUCGCAGGAUGAAGUUUCGCUCGUGUAAUACAGAUCCGUGUCCCCGCGGCCAGAGAGACUUCAGAGAGGAGCAGUGUGCGCAGUUUGAUGGGAAACACUUCAAUAUCAAUGGACUGCCACCAUCUGUCCGCUGGGUACCCAAGUACAGUGGCAUUCUGAUGAAGGAUCGAUGUAAGCUCUUCUGUCGCGUCGCCGGGACCAUGGCUUACUAUCAGCUGAGGGAUCGGGUUGUAGACGGAACGCCGUGUGGUCCAGAUACAUACGACAUCUGUGUCCAAGGCCUCUGCCGGCAAGCAGGUUGUGACCACAUUUUGAACUCUAAGGCCAGAAAUGAUAAAUGUGGAGUUUGUGGUGGAGAUAAUUCCUCAUGUAAAACGCUCGCAGGAACCUUCAACAACGCACAAUACGGUUAUAAUGUCGUGGUGCGGAUUCCUGCUGGUGCGACUAACAUUGAGAUUAAACAGGUCAGCUACUCAGGGACACCAGAUGACGAUAACUACCUCGCUCUGUCUGAUGGACACUCCAACUCCCUUCUCAACGGGAACUUCGUGGUGUCCAUGUUUAAAAGGGAAAUUACAUUUAAGGGAGUCGAGAUCGAGUACAGCGGAUCAAACACUACAGUGGAACGCAUCAACUGCACGGAGCGCAUCGAGGAAGAGCUCGUGCUACAGGUUCUGUGUGUGGGAAACCUCUACAAUCCAGACGUGCGAUAUUCCUUCAGCAUUCCCAUUGAACCUGAUAGGGAAGCAUUUGUGUGGGAUGUGUCCGGACCCUGGCAGGAAUGCAGUCGCAUGUGUCAAGGAGAGCGUCGGCGGAAGGCAGUGUGUGUUCGCAAGAGCGACCAUUUGGUGGUUUCCGAGCAGAGGUGCGAAUAUCUGCCUCGGCCCCGGGGCACAACCGAGUCCUGCGAAACAGAAUGUGAACUCAGGUGGCAUAUAGCGGGCAGAAGCGAUUGCUCUAGUAAAUGUGGACCCGGGUACCGUACGCUGGAUGUGCUGUGUAUGCGCUACAGUCAGAAUAAGAGGCAUAGCGAACGCGUGGAGACAAGAGCCUGCGCAGACCUGCCCAAACCACAGACACGAGAGGUUUGCCAUGGAGACUGUCUCCUGAAAAGCUGGCAGUACAGCGCCUGGUCUCAGUGCUCUACGACAUGUGGUCACGGCGUCAGGACACGGCAGGCCUUCUGCAUGAACAAUCUGGGCCGCAGACUUGUGGACCGAGAGUGUAGCGAACAGCAGAGGAUUUUGACCGAACCUUGUAAUGAUGUGUCCUGUCCUGAUUGGUCCACCGGCGAGUGGAGUGAGUGUUUGGUGACCUGUGGUAAAGGUGUUAGACACAGGCAGGUGCUAUGCAUUCUGGGAGAUGAGAAACUCAACGAGCAGCGCUGUGAUCCAAACACUAAACCUUCAUCUGUUGGCAGCUGUGAACUUCCUGAGUGUGCAUCCUGGCAAGUCGGAGUCUGGAGUUCGUGUACUGUGAGCUGUGGGCAGGGAUAUCAGAUGAGAGCGGUGAGGUGUGUAUCAGGAGAUUACCCACAGACGGUGGAUGACAGGGAGUGUAAUGCAGCCGCCAGACCCCGAGACAGCCAGGACUGUGAGAUGUCAGCUUGUCCACGCACAGCAUCGGUGUUUAACACACCAGGACCACCAGACCACCAGUCAGCUCAAACAAACACACAGUGGAGAUUCGGCUCAUGGACAACAUGCUCUGUGUCGUGUGGCGAGGGCAGAAGAGGACGUUACGUCAGCUGUAGAGAUGCUCAGGGGGGCGUGGCCGAUGAGUCUUACUGUGCCAAUCUGCCUCGACCCCCAGACUCAUCGACGUGUUUCAGCUCCUGCGGCCAAUGGAGAGAGAGCGAGUGGUCCACAUGUUCGGUAUCGUGUGGCGUGGGUCGGUCAACACGCCAGGUGGUGUGCAUGAACUAUCACCAUCAGCUGGACGAUUCCUUCUGUCACCCAGAUGAGAAACCCAGCACUGAGCAGGAGUGUACUGCCACCCCUUGUCAAUCUUCCUACCAGUGGCCCAACAAUCAGCCCCAUUUACCCUAUGACCCGGGCAGCCACCCCGGACAUCACAGCUGGAACGUCCCAUCGGCCGACAACCAAUGGAGGACGGGACCAUGGGGAGGGUGUUCCAGUACAUGUGAAGGAGGCUUUCAGAGGAGAGUGGUUGUCUGUCAGGACGCAGAUGGACGCAGCACCAAUUACUGCGAUGAAAGAGUCAAACCCAGCGAAUCAAAGAGCUGCAACUCUGGACCCUGUCCACACUGGAACUACGGCGUCUGGGGAGAGUGCUCGCGGUCUUGCGGUGGCGGUCAGCGGACGCGUCUGGUGGUGUGUCAGCGUCCGAACGGGCAGCGGUUAAACCCACAUAACUGUGACGUGCUUGAGAAACCGCCCGAUGAGGAGCCGUGUAACACCCGACCCUGCCCCGGCUCCGCUUCCUGGCACAGACAAGCGUGGAAGCCGUGCUCUGUGUCCUGUGGGAAAGGAUUGAAAGAAAGACAGAUCGUAUGUGUUGACCAGAACCGAACCCAGAUUGAAGAUGAGCGCUGUGUCCAUCUGGACCGACCCAGAACACAGAAGAUCUGUAGAGCAGGACCCUGUCCCAGCUGGAGGACCAAUCAGUGGACAGCGUGUUCUGCCAGUUGUGGUGUUGGCGUUCAGACCCGUGAGGUGUUCUGCAGAGUAAAGGUCAGAGGUCGAGUCAGCGAUGAUCUGUGUGACACGCGUGUUCGUCCUGAUCAGAUCCAGUCCUGCUUGCACACGGAGUGUCAGACGUACAGAUGGACGACACACGAGUGGCAGAGAUGUAACACGACCUGUGGUCAAGGUUUGAGAUCCAGAGCCGUCUUCUGUUCGGAUAAAGAUACGAACGUCGUUUCUGAUAGCAUGUGUGAUGCUUUGAACAAACCUGAGGUGCAACAGAUCUGUCACAGCGCCCCCUGUCAGCAUAUGUGGAGCACUACAGACUGGACUCAGUGUUCAGUCACCUGUGGUUUUGGACUUCAGCGUCGGAUGGUCCUCUGCACUGUUGUGCCCUUUGACCCCAGUCUGGGACCGUUUAAUGCACAGUUAUAUUCUCAGGCUGAAUGCCCUGAACCCCGGCCACCCGACACCAGACCGUGCCAACUCUCUGAGUGCCCGUUACCCGUGUACUGGAAAGUGGGACCAUGGGGGGAGUGUUCUCAGACAUGUGGAGCUGGAGUGAUGGAGAGAAAGGUGGAGUGUGUAAGCACUGAUGAUGUCACAUCUAAUGUGUGUUCACCGUCCACACGACCCGAGUCUCACGCCACCUGCCGCCAGACAGACUGUGAACUGUACACGACCUGUAGAGAGGUUCAGAUGAAAGGCGGCAUUAGAGAAGAUGGAGAGCAUUAUCUCAAAAUCCAAUCAAAGAUCCUGCAGAUCUACUGUGCUGAAAUGCAGACCGGCAACCCAAAAGAGUACGUGACCCUGCGCAGCGGCCAAACAGACAAUUACUCUGAGAUCUAUGGAUACAGACUUCAGAAGCCAUUUGAAUGUCCAUUUAAUGGCAGCAGAAGACAGGACUGUGACUGUAGGAAUGAUUAUUUGGCCGCUGGUUACACCGUCUUUCAGCGGGUACGACUGGAUCUUCUGACAAUGCGAAUCAUCACGACUGAUGUGAGGUUUAGUGAAACACUGUUUGGUCGCUCCGUCCCGUUCGCUUCAGCUGGAGAUUGUUACAGUGCUGCUAAAUGUCCUCAGGGUCAGUUUAGUAUCAACCUCGCUGGCACCGGGUUAAAGGUUGCAGGUUCGACUAAAUGGGUUUCUCAGGGGAAUUAUGUGACACUUAAAGUUCAUCGUUCACAGGAUGGCAGCAGAAUUUACGGUCGGUGUGGAGGAUUUUGUGGUAAAUGUCUCCCUCAUCCACACACCGGCCUUCUUGUUCACAUUUAGUGAGAGAGACUUCAAAUAAAUCUGUUGAGCUCUUCCAGAGAUGUAAACGUCUCUCCAUCAUGGCAGCAGGUGUGAAACUGAUCUUCAUGUGAGUCACAAAUACUGUGAACGAGGACAUUUGGAAAAUUAAUUUCGUUUAUUGGAAAGAAUUGUGGGAGAAAUGAUUGUAAUGUUUUUAGGUUCAGCAGGGUAACAGCAUGAGGCAAAAGAUUUCAUCUUGUUCAGUCAGCAUCCAAUCUCGCCUGUUAUACAAUCACAUUUUUAUUUUUACCAAACAAUCAUACAAAACUACUGGGGUAAUAGCAUGGUACGGUUAUAAUAUCAGAUGGUACCUGAGGUAUUGGAUAAUACCAUCAUGGUAUAUACAGUGCAUUAUGCUGAUGGGUAGUUGUAGUACAUUUCAAAGAGAUUACUGUGGUAUUAUCAUGGUACAUUUAAAGUAUUGCAUUUUUUUAUGUAAAAACUAUUCAAGCACCAAAUGAGAUUAACAAAGUAAAACUACUGAAGACGUUUGUCCCAGAUGGACAUGAACUUCACUAUGUAUUAAACUUGGGUUGCUAAUAGAUUUUAGAUGAGAGAUGAGGUUAUGACCACAGCAGGCAGCUGUAUAUAUUUCAGUGUUGUGUAUAUUUGCAUGCUUUAACUCACAGAUUAAGGUUGAAAACACUGUACAGUAGAUCAGCUUUACUAAAGUCCUGCUGUCUCCGUCAGAAAUAUUUAUCUGUCACACCGUUAUAGCAGUUUGAUGAUGAUGAUGAUGAUGAUGAUGAUGAUGAUAUGUGACCCUGAACCACAACACCAGUCAUAAGUCACACAGCUAUAUUUGUAGCAAUAGCCAACAAUACAUUGUAUCGGUCAAAAUUAUACAAUUUUAUGCAAAUAUCAUUAGGAUAUUAAGGAAAGAUCAUAUAUGGAACUAAGCUUAUCCCAUCAUGCAUUAUGUUCUGGAUGUAAAGAUAUUUUGUACAUUUUCUACCGUACAUAAUAUCAAAACUUUAUUUAUUAUUAGUAAUGUGUGCUAAGGAUUUCAUUUGGACAACGUUAAAGGCGAAUUCUAGCAAACCAUACAUUAAUGGAAAGCGUAUUUAUUAAACUUUCAAGUUAAUUUAUUUAUAUAGCACAACUGAAACACAACCAUCGUUGAUUCAGAGUGCUUUACAAUAAAAGGUUACUUAAAAAGCAACAGGGAUAAAAAAUUUGAGAGAAGGAGAUUAAAAAACAUAUAUACACAUAUAAAAACAUCAAAAGUACCGUACACGCCGUCACUCAAAUGCAAGGGUGUAAAAAUGUGUCUUUAGGUUGGAUUUAAAAACACUAUACACUAAAGUGAUGGAGAAGCCCUGAUCUUAAUGGCCUAGAGGUUGUAUAUAAGUUCACAGAUAUAAUCCGAGGUUGACUUUUGCAAUGCCUUGUAUACAAAAAGAAGGAUCUUAAAAUCAAUGCAGAGCCAAUGCAAUGAAGCAGGAACAGGUCCAUCUUUUUUGUUCCUGUCAGCAAUCUGGUUGCUGCAUUUUGAACAAUUUAAAGUCAAAAUUGAGAUUUAUAUAUCACCUCAAGGCUCUCUAUUAAAAAAUAAUGACCCUUAUGGUUUUGUGGUAUAGGGUCACAUAUAUAUGCUCAUAUUUAAUAGCAUGAGACCAUUUACACCGGUUAAAACUACUAAACCAUUCAUCAAAUGUGGAUUAGCACUGUUUUUAAAGGGCACAUAUCAUGAAAAUCUGUCUUUUCCAUAUUUAAGUGCUAUAUUUGGGUCCCCAGUGCUUCUAUCCAUUCUUGGCAAGCAUGGGAAAAAAUAGGGCAUUAAAAUUUGGCUCUCCUUGUGAUGUCAGAAGGGGAUCUUAUUAUAAUCAUACUGCCCCUUAAUCUGCACUAUCCAACCACAGCACUGCCAUUUAGUGCAGAGAUCAGAUCAUUUGCAUUUUAAAGGACACACACAAGAACGGCACAUUUUUGCUCACACCUACAAAGUGUAAAUUUUAACAUGCUUUUGGGGCAGUUUCUCGGACAGAGAUUAGCUUAAACCAGGACUAGGCCUUAGUUUAAUUAGGAAAUAUAACUAGUUUUAACAAACAGGCUUAAUAAAAACAUUACUUAGGCAAAACAAAGGGCACUGAUGUAUUUUAAAAUAUGUCUGUGCAAGUUGUUUUCGGUUUGGACUGCUCUUACAUUUAUUUUAGUCUAGGACUAGUCUAAUCCCUGUCCGGGAAACCACCCCAUAAUAAAUCAUCUAUGUGAUAUUUUGAGAUAAAACUUCACAUACGUACUCUGGGGACACCAAAGAUUUAUUUGACAUCUUAAAGUACUGUGAAGUAUUACAAAAUGUCCCCUUUAAAGGUACUAAACUGAUAAAAAAAGAAAACGUGAAGCAUUACUUGUUAAACUUGGUAUUGCUGGUCUUCAGUUAGUCCUGUAACCAUUAAGAAUUGUGCCCAAUAUCUCUUUAAAACCACCUGGAGACCAGCUCAGACCAGUACUUUGGUUUAUGUUGCUUUAAAAUCAGAAUACGUCCUGCAUUUCACUUAAAAUAUUUCAUUAGUUGCUAUUUAAAAUGUCAGACAGAUGAAUACAGUUUUAUUAGAAGGGAACAUCAUAGACGAUCAAAUUAAUGUUUGUCUGACUACCUCUCAUACUCGUGUUUGAUUCUUUAUUAUUUAUGAUUAACAGUAUUUAUUUUGUAGAAAAAUGUGCAUACUUCUUACCUGCAUUUAUUGAGAAUCUGUUUUUAAAUUAGACAUUGAUCAUUUUGUGUUGGGGUAUUAAUACUGAAGAGUGUAACGGUGCCUAUUUUACUACUAAAAUGACUUCUGAAAAACGGUGCUGGAUUUAGUUUUUAUGUUUUAUAUGUUGCUUUUACAAUUGUUUUGUAAAUAUCUGAAUUAUAUUUUGAAUGUUUGUUGGCAUGUGUAAUGUAGUAUAUAUGACAAGCUUGAGGAUUAAUAUUUUAACCAAUCUAAUAUUUUCAAACGUCUUUCUGAUUUUAUAUGCCCUCCAUUUUCAACCAAAGUAAAGCUAUGUUUAAUGAUUGUUAAGAUGACACAACCUGAAGGAUAUUAAGCCUGUUUUAGGUUUAAUGUACAAACUAACAGAUAACAAAUGUUUUUGACUAUCAUUGUGUUGAUAGAUGACUGAACUAUAAGGUCUGUAUCAGAAAUGAACUGAAUAUUUAAUGCACUGUGUGCCGGGAAUAAUGUAGACAUUUAAACCUGUAUGUGUUUGUAUAUUAACAUUGAAGCUUUGUGAAUGUUUGUUUAUAAUAUUCAUACUUGAAGUGAAAAGAUUGAUUGAUUGAUCAGAGGUUUUGCAUUAAUUGGAGUAUUACCCAAAGAUAUUUUAUUGAGCUAUUUACCCAUAAAUAUCACGUCCAGUGCUUUUUUAUAAGACAAAAAUGUUCUUUGGUGCUACAAUAAAAAUAUGUUUGUAAUGUCAAUGAGAUACAGCACAAUACUAACAUUAAUCAAAGAAUUAUAAUAAAAUGAU